CUUUCAGUCCAUCUCGACUAGUGAUUUCUGCUGCCAAAAAUGAGAUCUCAGGCAGGAAGAUGAGGGAGGGAAGUGGGAACGGCUGCAUUGUUCUGCUCACUUGAUGCAUUUGCUGGUUUCAACUUCUAGAGAAGAAGCAGUGGUAUCAUCAUUACCCACUACAAUCAUCCCCUUAGAGGAACCAUCCUGAAAUCCUGGAGGAGAAGCUCAUUACAGGGUAGCAGGAGAUAGAAGUGUUAUCAUGGAAAGGAUAUGGACCCUAAAUACGGUUUACACUGCUGCCCAUGGACAGUAUGGAGGGGGCAACUCCAUGUGGUCUAAGGAUAAUUAACAACAUGGGAGCGUGGAGAACAUGGCCAUUUGUGUUUUUGAUUUUUCUUUUUAAAGAUGCAUUAAAUAAGGACAUUGAUAUGUUUGUCCAGCUUGGAAGCGCUAUUACUGCCUGGGAGGGUUCCUGUGCUGUUUUGUCAUGUAAAAUUCGCACUCAUCGCACCAUUGCCAAUUUCACGUGGUAUUAUAAUCCAGAAUAUGACGUGGCAGCAAAGACUUUUAAAGGAACAAUUGUUUAUCAAAGCACAAAGAAUGCAGAGCUGAACAUUCCCUUUGCAGACAGAGUACAAUAUGUAGGAACGGAUGAAAAGAACUGCACCAUCCUAAUAACAAACCUCACAAGACAGGACAGUGGAUCAUAUCAGCUGAGACUGAUGGGAAAAGAUUGGAGAUGGAUGUCGAAAUCUAUGUUGAACCUGACAGUAUCUGAUUCUGGCCCGGGAUUGAAGUUACAUCAAGUUCCUGAAAUGCAAGAAAACCAGAAGGUGGCAUUAACUUGCUCCAUAGAUUAUGAUUGUCCCUUUUAUGACAUGACUCUGACUUGGCUUCAGAAUGUAAAUGGAAAAGAGGAGAUGAUCCUUAAGAAGGACAUAGGUGAGGAGAGAAGCACCACCACCAAGCUGACGUUUGUUCCAUCAUGGAAAGACAACAAUAAAAUGAUCACUUGUCUUCUUCAAAGGAUGAAUGGGGCAAAUGACAAUAGGACCAUCCAGCUCGAUGUGAAAUAUGCUCCUCAAAAUGUCAAAAUUAAGGCAGAGAGUCCUAUAAAAAUCGUAGAAGGAAACACGACAACACUGGAAUGUUCGGUGGAAAGUAGCAAUCCGCCAAAUCCUACAAUCAUAUGGUACAAAAAUAACCAAAGAUUGGAUAUAAAAGCAAAUAGAGAACAAUUUGAUGAAUCAGGACGUUAUUAUUGUGAAGCUAAAAAUAGAGUGAGUGCGAAAAAAUCGAAUACAGUGGAAAUCUCUGUGCUGCAUGCUCCGAAACAUAUAUUUAUUCAGAAACCAAAAGAAAACAUUAAAGAAGGAUCGAAGGUUUCUCUGAAUUGUUCUACGGUUGCUAACCCGCCGGUCUCCCGUUACAUCUGGUACAAGAAUGAACAGCUGUGUUUCAAUAGCACCGACAGCCGCUAUAGCUUCACUAGGAUAAGAGAGAAUGACUCUGGAUCUUAUGUGUGUGAAGCUUCUAAUGAUCAAGGUACGAGCAGAUCUUCACUCACGAAGCUGGAUGUAAAAUAUCCACCAAAGAAUGUGAUAGUUGUCAUCAAACCAGAUUCCAAACAAUUCCGCGAAGGAACAUUGGUCACUUUUGAAUGCGUUGUGAAUAAUAGCAAUCCAGAUGUAACAUACAUUGCAUGGCGCAAAAAUAAAAUUCUUCUUUCCCCAUUUUCUGAAAAGAAGGCCAUAAGGGCUGAAGAUGCUGGAAUGUACACUUGUGAAGCUACCAACGAAAUAGGGAAAUCUCCUUCCGAUGAGGUUUUUGUAGAGGUUCUUUAUCCACCAAAGAGUUCAUCAUGUACGAUUCCAAAUGGGACUAACAAAAGAGAACAUAAAGAAGCUAUUCUGAAAUGUCCAUCCAUGCAAAGUAACCCCAAAAUUAGUAGCUAUGAAUGGUUCAAAAGCAGCAAACUGUACAAAACAACCAACUCAGAUUCUCUGUACUUUCCAAAUGUGCAAUGGACAGAUUCUGGAUAUUACUCAUGUAAGGCGAUAAACGCUCUCGGAAGUAGCCCAGAAGCCGAAUGUGCUUAUCUUCGGAUAGAGUAUGCUCCAAAAAACGUGUCAAUAAGUGUGUCUCCUGGAAAUUUUGUAACGGAAAACACAAACGUCCAGUUGACCUGCACUGCUAACGCUUAUCCCAGCAACAACCUCGAGUACACCUGGUACCACAAAGAUCAGGCUCUGCAGAAAUCGGAAAAGGGAUUUGUUCUACCCAACGUACAAAUGAGCCAUGCGGGGGAGUACUACUGCGUCGUACAGAACGGGAUCGGAUCCAACAAGUCACAGGUGGUCCAUCUUCACGUGUCAUACCGCACAUACACCAUCGCCAUGUACUCAGCCGCAGGCAUCGGGCCAUUGAUCGCCAUAAUAAUAAUUGUCGCUUUGAUCGUCCAUUUUGGGGUCUUGCAGAAGACGUGUAGGAAGACGGACAAUGACAGAAGUGAUUCUGCAUUUUUUGUUUUAAAAAAGAAACACAAUGAGGUAUCAGACCAACUUGAACAAGAUGCUCCAUCAGAAGACAGUCUUACAGAUCGGAUAAAUUAUGCCAGUCUUCAGUUUCCUAUGUCCUCUAAUGGUGGACAGAACCAGCCCAGGAGAAAUCCAAAUCAUCCGGAACCGAACGACAUUUACAGCGUUGUGCAGAAGCCCAGGAGCACGGCUGAGUACGAAAACAUCGAGUCUUCAAAGAUAACCCAAGACGAGUUCCAAGAUGAGAUCCACUACUCCAUCAUCACCAACCUCAACAAGAGCACCGCGCGGGAGCGUGACCCUGAUGUGGAAUACGCCAUGUUAAAACAUUGAUGAAACGUUUUGUACAUUUGUAAAUCAACAAGCAGACAGAAUUCACCGUUUGUCAGUCUUCUAGCAUACAUUGAAGGGGUUGUCACACUCACU
Bufo bufo (common toad) is the source of this 2945-nucleotide messenger RNA. It is a transcript of the gene CD22, whose product is annotated as CD22 molecule. The record is from RefSeq and is a predicted model, not a curated record. Lineage: Eukaryota; Metazoa; Chordata; Amphibia; Anura; Bufonidae. The coding region runs from base 285 to 2852 and encodes 855 amino acids. The transcript is spliced from 15 exons.